Dermatophagoides farinae (American house dust mite) is the source of this 1468-nucleotide messenger RNA. The record is from RefSeq and is a predicted model, not a curated record. NCBI's taxonomy places the organism in Eukaryota, Metazoa, Arthropoda, Arachnida, Sarcoptiformes, Pyroglyphidae.
CAAAAAUAAAAAAAAAUUUCAAAAAAAAAAAUGUGGAUUAAAUGUCGAUUAAAAUCAUCGAUUCUUUAUCGAGAAUCAUCAUCAUCAUCAUCAUCAUUAUUCACAUCGUCAUCAUUUUCAUCAUAUUUAUCAAAUCAUUCAGUGAUAAUAAUAAUAAUAAUUUCACCAAUUCUCAUGUUGUCCACUAUGAUCAAUGAAUUGGCGGCAAAUCAAACAACAACAACAACAAAGACAAUUACGCCAUUCUCAACAACGAAAAUUGUACGAAUUGAAGAGAAAAAUAUAACUGCUUAUAAUAAUAGAAAUUUAACAAUAUUUUGUCAUGCAAAUAUUGAACAUUCAAUACGCAAUAAUAAUAAUAAUAAUAAUGAUGGCCAAUCAUUAUCAUUGGAAUCAUUAAAUUUCACAACAAAUGCUCGUAUGGUACUAACAUUUAUGACAAAACCAAGAGAUAAAAAACCAUUACAUCAGAUGCAAAGUUUUCUACAUUGUCAUGAUCCUUAUCGUAAACAUUGUUAUAGUGAAUUUAAUCUAGAUCUAUCAUGUCUUGAAGAUCAAAUGACCGAUAAACAUUUGAUUAAACAACGAAAACAUUAUGAAGUUGAAGCCGCUUGUCAGGUGGACGAUGUAAAUAUUUGUUCAUCAAGAUGGAUGCGUUCACGGCCAUUUGAUUGUUUUGAUUUGGCCAAUGUUUUUGUCAUUAAUGCGCCAAAAUUGGGUGAAAAAUGUCUUUAUAUUUCGGAAAAUCGUACCACUGAAUGUGGUGUAAAUCAAGAUUGUAAUACCGAUUUUGGUAUUUGUUUAUGUCGAAAAUCGUAUAUAGCAUCGAAUAAACAAUGUAUCCGCUUGGAACAAGGUGAUGAAUUGUUAGCAUUAGUUGUAAAUGAUGCCAAUAUAACAUCAUCAACAUUUGUUAAUGAUCUGGCUUUAUCACCUGAAGAUUUUGAUGAUGAUGAUGAUGAUGGUGGUGGUGGUCGAUUAAAAUUAUCUAAAUCAACAUUACGUGCAAUGGUCAUAUUUUUAUUGAUUAUUGCCAUUAUUUUAUGCAUUGCAUUGGCCAUUGUCAUUAUAUGGAGAUUCGAUACAUUAUUUCCUUCAUCAUCGCAUCGAUCAUCAUCAUCUUGAUAACACACACACACACACACACACACAUGAUUAAUUUGUCCAUUUUUUUUUCUUUCACUAACCAUUGAUUGUAUUUUAUCUUUUGUUGUUCUGUUUUUUCUAAACUUUGCUUUCACUUAAUCUUAAAUUCUAAGUUAAUCUUUAUAUUUAUUUUCCAUUCCCUCAUCGAUAGUCGACAUUAUCAUCGCUUAUUGAAGAAUGGAACUCGUUCAUCAUCAUCUUCAUGAUGAUGAUGAUGAUGAUGAUGAUUGGAUAACAAUAUCAACGAUGACCGAGAAAUGGAUCCAAAAUGAACGAAAUCUGUGCCCAAAUUAUUGAAUCUUUGACCAUUUUAUUUGAUUUU